Molecule: messenger RNA, 405 nt
Organism: Prorocentrum cordatum
Lineage: Eukaryota; Dinophyceae; Prorocentrales; Prorocentraceae
Source: the annotation of a GenBank genome assembly
GUCGUGGCUCGGGAGGAGCGCCGCCCAGCCGUGGAGAGCACGCCGUUCGUCAAGGCCAUCUUUUUCGCCCUGUGCUGGACCUUGGACCGGCUGUACGAGGGCCGCCCGAUCCCCAAGUUCUGGGUCCUCGAGGUGGUAGCCAGGAUGCCUUAUUUCUCCUAUGUCAGCGUGCUGCACCUGUACGAAUCCCUCGGCUGGUGGCGGACCCCCCAGCUCCGGGAGCUGCACAACGCCGAGGAAGACAACGAGCUGCACCACAUGCUGAUCAUGGAGUCCCUGGGUGGCAACAGCGCGUGGGUGGACCGCUUCAUGGCCCACCACGCCGCCAUCCUCUACUACUGGAUCGUGGCGGCGUUGUUCGCCGUCGACCCAGUGCAGGCCUACAACUUCAUGAUCCUCGUGGAG